UGUCCCCUCCAAUCGCCACCUCACCAGAAGUUUUAUGGUACAUGUGACAUUAUGCUUCGACAUAUUGGAGUCAAUGUUGAUUGGUUACUCCGCAAGACACUGCCUGGUUGUUGAUCCCCUGUCAACGUGGAUAUUUAACCGAGUAAUUUUUCAAAAAAAAUGAUGUAAUUAGAAAGUCUCGAGGAGCAGAAGGAUCACUCAACUUUAGUAAGACUGAGAGAUUUGUGACAAAAUGAAUAAGCAUCAGAACACCAAUGCCCAGACGCUGAAGUACAUCAGCUUGGUCACUCUGACGCUACAAAAUGCAUUGGUGGGUCUCAGCAUGCGAUACGCCAGGACCAGAUCUGGUGAUAUGUUCCUCGCAUCCACUGCUGUGGUAAUGUCAGAAGUUGUGAAGUGUGUCACAUGCCUCGUCAUAGUGUUUUUCGAAGAAGGGAGUCUACGAAAAUUCAUCAAUGUGCUGCAUUCGACGAUUGUAAAAGAACCACUUGAUACUCUCAAAGUUUGUGUACCUUCGUUCGUUUAUUUAGUGCAAAACAAUCUUCUGUACCUGUCAGCAUCGAAUUUAGAUGCAGCAACCUACCAGGUAACUUAUCAGUUGAAAAUCUUGACAACAGCCUUCUUCGCUGUCGUAAUUCUCCGGAGAUCUCUUCUGAGAAUUCAAUGGAGUGCAUUAAUCGUACUGCUGAUAGGAGUUGUCCUCGUUCAGUUGGCCGACAGUGGUCCCACCAAGGUUGCAUCUGGAAUCGAGCAGAAUCGUAUUCUGGGCUUCUCAGCAGCGCUGAUAGCCUGUUUUCUCUCGGGUUUUGCCGGAAUAUAUUUCGAAAAAAUCCUCAAAGGUUCUGACAUCUCCCUUUGGAUGAGAAACGUACAGUUGAGUUUAUUGUCAGUGCCAAUUGGAUUAAUCAGUUGUUGCGUGACAGAUCGUGAUGUUAUAGUGAAGCAGGGCUUUUUCUUUGGCUAUGACUGGUUCGUCACUUAUUUGGUUGUCCUACAAGCAGGUGGUGGACUUAUUGUCGCAAUGGUAGUCAAACACGCUGAUAACAUACUCAAAGGUUUCGCCACAUCUCUAGCUAUCAUUAUCUCCUGCAUUGCGUCAAUUUAUUUGUUCAAUUUUAAACUCACAUUUCAAUUUGCAUCGGGCGCUGUGCUCGUUAUUUGCUCUAUUUUCAUGUACAGUCAUCAGCCUAAGCCAAAACAAAUCAUUGAUAGGCAUACGUUGUUGGAGAAAAUUUGAGAUGAAUAAUUCUGUUUAUUUGAGGGAAAUUUUAUAUUUGUUAAUCAACUACGAAAGUAUGGUAUUACAAGACGUUGAGGAGAUAGACAAGAGAUGAAAGAAAAUUUAUAAUAUUUUAUUAAGACAUGCGGUGCAGUGAAAUUUAAUGUUUUAUUGUGGAGGUUGAAAUUUCACAGUGUAAUAUUUUUAUACGAGUGAGUGAAUGGGCCAUCUGUGUGAGAAUAAUUAUGGUUUUAGGUCCGCGUAUUUCUGGUGUUCAUUCCAAUGGGUCUUAGGCUCGAUUACAUGGGACAUUCCAUUCAACUUAGUUAUCUCAAUAUUUUAUAUUCAAUAAUGGGUUAUUGGCGUAAACGCGGGACUUAUUCGUUUGCAUAAUAAUGAGAUAAAUAAGUUGUCACAGGCAUUAUGUACCCGACUAUUUUUCACAGACUUUUAGACUAGAAUUCGUGUAUAAUAAUUAUUGAAAAAUGGUAUAUUCCGAGGGGGAAAAAUUUUUAUCAUUUCCAUUUCUUAUUUAGUUUAUUUGCCAAUUCCUCGGAGCAAUCGACUGACUGAAUGACGAGGGGAUUCUACAUCGUGAACCUCUGAUGACGUGUACUCAAUAGUUACUAGGUAUUCACCCAAAUUUAGACUUAAAACCCAAAGUAUUAAAAUUGUAAAAAUAAUGAUUCAUUGCUGUAUCAUUUCGAUCAGAAAUUCAACAGUUUCGGUGACUUAUUGGAGAUGGAAUGUCCCACACACUAUCACGAUUGCACUUAAGAUUAAUUUUGUAUGAACUAUUGAAGGCAUUGAAUAAAAUCACAUUUCCUUUCA
Molecule: messenger RNA, 2050 nt
Organism: Diachasmimorpha longicaudata
Lineage: Eukaryota; Metazoa; Arthropoda; Insecta; Hymenoptera; Braconidae
Gene: Ugalt
Product: UDP-galactose translocator
Exons: 5
Coding region: 233-1237 (334 amino acids)
Biological process (GO): pyrimidine nucleotide-sugar transmembrane transport
Cellular component (GO): Golgi membrane
Molecular function (GO): UDP-galactose transmembrane transporter activity
Source: RefSeq, a predicted model, not a curated record